CGGCACUACUACAUCGAGAAGUGGCGGCAGGAGAAGGUGGCAAAGAUCAAGCGGCUCUGCCGGAACCCGAAUUUGAAACGGGUGGGCCGGAAACACAUCCACCUGAUGCGUACCGCAGUGAAACUACACAAAUUCAAUGAAACGCGGUUCAACACCGAGAACCAGGAGGAAAUCGCCAAAACGAUCACGAUCCGAGAGGUGCUCGACCCCGACGUCUGCUACGAGCCGGAUGACUGGCGAACGCCGUG
This is a messenger RNA of Amoebophrya sp. A120, 248 nucleotides long. The record is from the annotation of a GenBank genome assembly. NCBI's taxonomy places the organism in Eukaryota, Dinophyceae, Syndiniales, Amoebophryaceae.